Didymosphaeria variabile is the source of this 930-nucleotide messenger RNA. RefSeq lists its product as uncharacterized. Gene Ontology annotation, biological process: protein N-linked glycosylation. Gene Ontology annotation, molecular function: glycosyltransferase activity. Lineage: Eukaryota; Fungi; Ascomycota; Dothideomycetes; Pleosporales; Didymosphaeriaceae. The transcript is spliced from 2 exons. Bases 1 to 930 code for a protein of 309 amino acids. The record is from RefSeq and is a predicted model, not a curated record. Gene Ontology annotation, cellular component: Golgi membrane.
AUGCUGGUGCGGUCGCUGAGAAUACCGCCCACGCUCCUUCUCCUUCUGGUCUUUUCCGGCUUCCUUGGGUGGCACUUCAGUCAGUCGCCACUUCCCGAUCUCGCGCCAGCCCCGCGACCACCGCCACCACCGCCUGCUGAGCGCAAACCAGCGACAGCGGUCGAAAAGAAGCCUUCGGCAGCCGUAGUGAAGCAGAAGCCUGCGCCAGCGUCUCCAAAGAAGCCUCUUCGCGUGGCUCUGGUAACAUUUGUGACGGAGGAGCGGUCGUACCUGCACAUCUCGCUCAAGUCCAAAGACCACUACGUUCGCCGCCACGGCUACGACCUCAUCGUCGAUUACGAAGCGCAUACAAAAGACAAAGGCACGGUAUGGUGGAAGUUUGACAUGAUCAGGCGGCUGAUCAAGAAGGACAAAUGGGACUGGAUUUGGUGGCUCGAUUUCGACACCCUGAUUACAAACACCGACAUUAAGGUGGCAGACAUCAUAGAGGAGACGUUGAAGAACGCCACGACCCCGGCCGAACUUGAUUACCUCUUCUCCAACGACUGCAACAACUUGAAUCUUGGCUCGUUCAUCGUGCGCUCUCACGAGCGCUCACUGAAGUUCUUGGACGAUGUGUAUGCCGUCGAGGCUGCGGUAAAGAAGGCGGAUCCAGAAGCGCAGCUGAGCGAGCAAGACGCGAUUACGAAACUUAUGGAGCAGGAUCCGGCCUCUAAGAAGAGGAGUACUGUCAUUCCCCAGUGGAUGAUCAAUUCAUUCCCGGACGAGAUUCCGUGCUACGAGGAACCGGAGCGCCCUUGGAAGAAGGGCCACUUCCUGGUCCACUUUGCCGGCGCGUGGGCGCACGUAAAGGGCACAGACCCGACAGGGCAGCUGAUGAAGAAGUACAAGGAUGAAAUCAUCUGGGGAGAUUGGAAAGGCUUUUACUAA